Aspergillus tubingensis is the source of this 1356-nucleotide messenger RNA. RefSeq names its product tubulin alpha chain. Gene Ontology annotation, molecular function: structural constituent of cytoskeleton; GTP binding. The transcript is spliced from 7 exons. The record is from RefSeq and is a predicted model, not a curated record. Gene Ontology annotation, biological process: microtubule cytoskeleton organization; mitotic cell cycle. NCBI's taxonomy places the organism in Eukaryota, Fungi, Ascomycota, Eurotiomycetes, Eurotiales, Aspergillaceae. Gene Ontology annotation, cellular component: microtubule; cytoplasm. The coding region runs from base 1 to 1356 and encodes 451 amino acids.
AUGCGAGGCGAGGUCUGCCACAUCCACAUCGGCCAGGCUGGUAUCCAGCUUGGUAACAGUGCUUGGGAGCUGUACCUCCUUGAACACGGUCUCAAGGCCGAUGGCCAGCUCAAUCCUGAGGCUGAAGACGCAAUUAAUUCGGGUGGUUCGUUCGAAACCUUUUUCACAGAGACACACAGCGGCAAAUAUGUCCCUCGUUCUAUCUUCGUGGAUCUUGAUCCUUCGCCCGUCGAUGAGAUCCGCACCGGCCAGUACCGUCAGCUCUUCCACCCCGAAAUGUUGAUCAGCGGAAAGGAAGACGCCGCCAAUAACUAUGCCCGCGGACAUUACACCAUCGGAAAGGAGCUCGUUGAAUCAGUUGCCGACCGCAUUCGCCGCGUCUCCGAUAACUGCAACUCUCUGCAGGGAUUCUUGGUAUUCCACUCCUUCGGCGGUGGUACCGGCUCCGGAUUUGGUGCCCUGUUGCUUGAGCGUCUUUCCACCGAUUAUGGAAAGAAGUCGAAGCUCGAGUUUGCGGUGUACCCUUCCCCUCGUGUGUCGACCGCCGUCGUUGAGCCAUACAACGCUGUUCUCUCCACCCACAGCACUAUUGAGAAUGCUGACUGCACCUUCUUGGUGGAUAACGAGGCGGUUUACGACAUCUGUCGUCGCAACUUGGACAUCCCACGUCCUGGCUAUGAGCACCUCAACCGCCUAAUCGCCCAGGUUGUCAGCUCCAUCACCUCAAGUCUCCGCUUCGAUGGCGCCCUCAAUGUCGAUUUGACUGAGUUCCAGACUAACUUGGUGCCAUUCCCUCGUAUCCACUAUCCGCUGAUUUCGUAUGCACCCGUGGUCUCGAGCAGCCGCAGCUCCCACGAGAGCUUCAAGGUGCAGGAUCUCACAUUCCAGUGUUUUGAGCCGAAUAAUCAGAUGGUGGUGUGUGAUCCUCGCAAGGGCAAGUAUAUGGCAGUGGCUCUGCUGUACCGCGGUGACGUGGUACCCCGUGACUGCACUCAGGCCAUCGCCUCUCUCAAGGCCAAGGCCUCGUUCAAUCUUGUGGAAUGGUGCCCUACCGGUUUCAAGUUGGGUAUCAACUACCAGAAGCCCGUUCGCGUUCCCGACACCGAGCUCGCUCCCGUCGACCGCUCCGUCAGCAUGCUCUCCAACACAACCUCCAUUUCUGAGGCGUGGGGUCGUCUUGACCACAAAUUCGACCUCAUGUACUCGAAGCGCGCCUUCGUUCACUGGUACGUGGGUGAGGGUAUGGAAGAAGGCGAGUUCUCCGAAGCCCGUGAGGACCUGGCUGCGCUGGAGAAGGACUAUGAAGAAGUUGCCAACGACAGUCUGGAGCCGGAGGGUGAGGAGGGUGAGUACUGA